Molecule: messenger RNA, 4001 nt
Organism: Lytechinus pictus (painted urchin)
Lineage: Eukaryota; Metazoa; Echinodermata; Echinoidea; Temnopleuroida; Toxopneustidae
Product: sister chromatid cohesion protein DCC1-like
Exons: 11
Coding region: 156-1352 (398 amino acids)
Biological process (GO): maintenance of mitotic sister chromatid cohesion; mitotic sister chromatid cohesion
Cellular component (GO): Ctf18 RFC-like complex; chromosome, centromeric region; chromatin
Source: RefSeq, a predicted model, not a curated record
GGGCAUGGACUGCUAACUUCAGCCUAGCUGGCCAUGACUUCCGGUACAAAGCGCGCGCUGAGAGUUUGUUUUUGAAGUUGUUGUAGCAAGUCGGUGAUAAACUUUUAGUCUAGGGUUGAUUGUUAUUGUCAUGCUUAUCCGACGCUGAUAUCAUCAUGGACAUCGAAGAUGAAAGGAUGUUAGAUGAGGUGCACUCCAUUGCAACCCAUGCCAAGUUAGAACUGAGCAACCUAGCAGGACAUCCACAAUGCAUCUACUUUGGGGAGGAGUUGAACCCAUCGUCUUUUCGGCUACUUGAGGUCGACAACACCAUUUUGAAUGAUGUGAUCGAAGGUCAAAGGCUUGUUAUCCGAGGAGACAAGACUGAUCACGCAGUCCUCUGCACUGACACCAAGACUUAUGACCUCAAAGUUGCUGACACAUCCAAUACAUUGCUCGUCCUCCAAGACUGUUUCACAAAAGACAACUUACCGAGUGGUGAAGACAGAUUGCAUACAAAAAGAGUUACAGGUGUUUUGCAUUCCUACCUCGAAUUGCGCCCUCUGAGGCCGAGACUGAAGAAGCUCCACACGCUCCUGCAGGAGAACCCAUUCGCCGGAUCCCUCUACGAGGAUGCCCCGGAACACUCUGGAAAGCGAUACACCAUGGACAUGCUGUUAGAUGCAGUGCAAGCCAGUGAAGGGGAGAUAAGAGAUGAGCUCACGGCGAUGAAAGCUUGUCUUAUUGAUGGCCAUUGGCGGGUCCUGGACUUUGACUACGAGUCACAGGUCUUGACUCACAUCCUUUCCUUGGUCCAAGAAAACUCUUGGUCCUACGACGAAGUCCCCUUGGAAGAAACUCUGUCCACAUUGGAAAAUCUUGAACCAAGACCUAUUUUAGAACAUUGUUUGAAAUGUUAUGGAGAUCCAACAAGAAGGAAAAAUGAUGAUGGUACUGAUGACAUUGUCUACAGUUUAGAUCCAGACAAAAUCUGCAGAUUGUUUGCAGAAAUGCUGUUGAGACCUGCUGAUAAAUUCAAUCUGACAGAAUUUCUUGAAGUUUGGCAGCAGAGUGUACCCGAGGGUAUGAUCACCACAGAACAACAGCUCAAGGGUCUUGCAUUGAUUGAUAGAUCCUGUUCCCCGCCUGUUACAUGGCACUUCCCGCUAUCAGAACUCCCAGAGACUGAACGAGAAAGGUUUGAUGUCUUGUUUAAAACGAAGGAGAAGUGGACGCUAGAUGAGAUUACUGCAUACAUUGAAGAUCUAGCAUCAGAGAAGUUAUCUGUUGGUGUACUACUCCAAAGAAACUGCCGGACAUCAGUCAACGCUGCAGGAAUCAGACUGUACAAUUCCAAAAGGCCUAUUAAGUGAUUUAAGAGACUCUCAACCCUCCAUGGCCCUUGGAAAUUCAAAACUCUUGGGGCGUUUACCCACCAUUAACUGGUGUUGGCCACCAACUAAAGCUGUCUAUGUUUCACUUGCUGCCUCCUGUGGUGAAGGCAUUAGACCAAAGACCCGGCCUGGCUAUGCAGGCCUGUGGCUAUGUUCGGAACUAGGCAUGUCUUUGAUUGGAUAGAGUGAUGGGCCGAGCUUCAAAGAUACAGCUACUAGUAUAUUACAGGUAUUUCCACUGCUUUUCAUGUCAUGGAUCGGCAAAUUAUACUCCUCUCUCACAAGAUGUGAUUAAACAAUCAAAGAAGACAAGAAAGUGUCUAACAUUACCCACAUUGACCCAAGUGACAGGACAGUGUGGAGAAGAGCCAUCAAGUCAAUGAUCUGUUCAAUCCCACAAAGUGGGAAGAACAGUUUUUAAAUGUGAUGAUGGUGAUAAUUAUGAUGAGGAUGAUGAUGAUGAUGUUAGUGAUGAUGAUGAUAGUGAUAAAGAUGAUGAUGAUGAUGAUCAUCAUCAUCAUGGUGAUGAUGAUGUUAGUGAUGAUCAUGAUGGCGAUGAUGGUAGUGAUGAUGAUGAUAGUGAUAAUAAAGGCGAUGAUGAUGAAUAAAAGAAAGCUCAAAUCAAACUGCUUUUAUAAGUGUAGUUUCAAAAGUACAUUGUAACUUGGGUUGCCUGUGUGUAAAAGUAGAGACUUGAUAUAUGACAUGAUGAGGUACGAGGCAUAGUAAAUAUUUUCAGACGAGGGACAAUUUUUUGUAUACUAGCUACAAAAUACUUGAACUAUGGACUACUCAAACUGUCAAAAAAUUAAUGAAUCAAUUUGUUUCACCAUGUCUGAGUACUGUAAGGCAACUUGUCAAAAGUUUUUGUUAAAUCUUUUUAGCUGGAAUCCUGCCUACCAAGUCUUCCUGUUAAAUAGGAACAUCCCUGUUUUGGGGGAAAGGAAAAUUGCCAUUUUACUUCAUGUGUUCCUAUUUCUGUGAGAAAAUUGUAUGUAGUAUUGGACAGUGAUUGACCGUUAGGGUUGGCAGGUUACUGCCUUUAUAAUAAAGGCAGUAACCGUCUUUUCAUAGUGGCUUUCCCGCAUUCCCCAUUAAUCAAUCUAUAAUAAAAUUUGAAGAUUGGUAAUGACUACCUCCUUGUGGGGAUUCCUGCGCAACAGAUUAGAGACAGGCUUUUUGACUGGGUACCUAAUUAGUGUUGCUCGGCUUCCUCACAUUCAAUUCAAUUUCAUUUUAUUGUCCACAUAAAAAUUUGUUUUGCUCAUAAUUAUAUGUAUCACAUGCAUAGAUACGAUUAUACAAAAGUGCAUUAGAAAGCGACAAAUACAAGGGAAAUUCUUCAGGAUAAUGUUAAUCUUUCUGGACGAGGCUUUAUGACUCAACAACUAUGGCAAGCCAAACUGGAUUUUCAGUUAUUUUUCAUUGCAGACACUAAUCCCAAGUUAUGCAGAUGGGCAAUUAUAUAGGUUGGUGGACAUGAGCUCAAUGUGUCCUUGUACAUAUAGCCCAUCUGAACCGUAACGUGAGUAACCACUUUAUCUGCACCCCUAGUAAAAACCAUGUGUUCUUUAUUUUUUGAAUUAUAUACAAAUUUGUCUCCCUAAUAUACUUCUUUGAAAUGGAUAUAAUCAACUUUCAUAAAAGCCUUGUAUGAGGAUACUUUUCACUUAUGGCCACUUUUCAUUUUAUGCAUGUCCAAAUCAUGUAACAUGAGUAACCGACACAUUGCAAAGAUUUGCCAGGAGCAUAAUGAAAUUUCCCAAGUUUUGUUUUUAUACAAAGGAUAGUCAGACUGCGUACUAUGUUGUGAUAAAGAGAUGUUUAGUUCCUAUCAAUAAUAAUGGAGUUACAGCUCUAAGUAUGAGUCAAGGUGUCUCCAAAUGUAACGUGGGUAAUCGUGGAAUAGCCCAGAUGCUGAUGGUCACUCCUACCAUGGGAGCCUUUUUUAAGAGAUUUGGUAAAUCCCCCAAAAGUGAAUGUCACUAUUUAUUACUAGUUUAUAUGAAUGUGUAUUACAUAACAGAGGAAUGUAAUAAUGAGGAUGUGAAAUAAAGUGUGUUUUAUUGGAUAAAUCUGAAAAAAUAACAUGAAAAUUUAUUUUGAUUUGGUGUCCUGUCAAAAUAACAUUCUGUAUAUUUUGGUCUUCUUGUUAUAUAGAAAUAUAUCACUGUAAUUCAGUUGAAUAAAUAAAUUAUUAAGUAAGUAAUUAAUGUAUUUUUCCACUUUUUUAACAUGUCACAAAAAUGUUUGGAUACCAUUUGGCACUUCAUAUUCAGGUUGUGUAGGGUGCUGUUGAUCCAGUCACUGAUGGAUCUACAAAAGCGUUUCAGAUUGUAACAAAUACUUGUAAUAUCAUGAAUGACUGGAGUAUGGGGUGCCAAUCAGCCAAAAAGAGCCAAAAAUGUUCCUAAUGGUAUCCCCAAAAUUGGCAUGGUUAUUUGGUCCAUCGUGUUCUUACAAUAAUAAUGUACAUGCUUGUCUCCUAUUAAUAAUCUACAAACGUGUAAAAUUCAACUUUAAUGCAUUAGUUAUGGUGUGUUCACGCGUAAAACCUUGAAUAAAGCUGCUCAUUUAUACUCUCAUAGAUUCUGAUUAAAUACAUUAAAUAAAAAUUGAUGUGAUAUA